Molecule: messenger RNA, 517 nt
Organism: Racocetra persica
Lineage: Eukaryota; Fungi; Glomeromycota; Glomeromycetes; Diversisporales; Gigasporaceae
Source: the annotation of a GenBank genome assembly
GCAACCAUCACCUUCUCAACCUACCUCACGUCAUGCAUCGCGAUCAUUAUUGCCGCAGCUGCAGCCGCAGCCGCAGCAAACAUGUGGAAGAUCGGCAUCACCUGAUCGUCGAUCUUCCAAUCAAAAUCAGUUACAUAAUCAUGACAAUAAUCGAGAUGCUCAUUCAAGUCGCCAUCGCUGUGAAGCUGAGGACCGAGAACGUCUCUUUGCUCAGAACCAUCAAAUAUACCUCCUGAUCAGACAGUUAAGUGAUGAUUUUCAAGAUUUUAGGAAUGAAAUGUGGCAAAGAAACAUUCAAGGCACUCAAGGCAUUCAAGGCAAGGAUUUUUUGGCCAAAGUGUGGAACGAAGUAUAUAUUAGCAUUGUCAAAUGCCUUUUUUUACGUAUAAUAUAUCCCACCCAAGAUAAAAUAAAAGAGUCCCUCAAGGACUACUUAAACGAAAAGUUCCCUGAAUUCAUGGCGAACUUAAGUGCUAACGAUUUUGCAAACUGGUUCCAUGGUGUGUGGUGUUCUCAG